Molecule: messenger RNA, 1515 nt
Organism: Mesorhabditis spiculigera
Lineage: Eukaryota; Metazoa; Nematoda; Chromadorea; Rhabditida; Rhabditidae
Source: the annotation of a GenBank genome assembly
AUGGGAAACAGCUCGGCAAAAUAUGAAACUGCCACGGAAGACGAGGAGCCCCAGCCAACGACUUCACGCAAGAAGAAAGGCAAGAGGGGUAAACGCAGCGCCUCAGCUACAGAAGAUGAACCAUCAUCUUCCACUACGAAAAUCGCCAAGCUCGACACCACAAAAUAUGUCUACGAGAAGCUAUUCCUAGCGGGAGAGCAGAGUGAUGUCUCGAUCCUGGCCGUCGGCCAUAUCUGGAGCUUGCACAAGCUCUACCUGAAGCAGUGCAAGUAUUUUGAUGCGUUAUUUGGGAGCGAAUCGAGUUGGAAGGGAAAAGACGACCAUAAGGUGAAGCUCGAAUUCCCCGACGGGAAAGUCACUGUUCCAGCGCUUCACGCGGUGCUUGGCUCGCUAUACUCCAACGAGAUCGAGCUCGAUAUCAAGGACAUUGAGGGCAUCCUGGCGGCUGCGUCGUUUUUGCAAUUGGAAAGCAUCCUGACGCGCUGCGACGAGCUGAUGGCCCAGAAUAUAAGCGAUGAUUCCGUUCUACAAUUUGCGAUACUCGCCAACCGGUACGGGCUGUGGUCGGUGGUGAAAAAGUCGGAGCGUUUCUUGCAAUAUGGAUUCUGGCGACUGUCGAAAUCACCGAAAUUUCUGAAGGAGUUGCCUUUUGAAGCACUUGCUCGUCUACUCUCCUCCUCCGACACGCUGUCAAUUGAGGGUGAGAAGGAGUUUUAUCAAUGCACGAGAAAGUGGGUCUAUUUGCACGAGGGUGGCAAAGUCUCGAAAAACAAAGAUGAUUUCGAGAGGUCCAUUACGGAAUUUUACAAGGCCAACCCGGGGUCAUUCGAGAAGUAUGCUGCGUUGUGGAGCGGAAUUCGGGUGCACCAUCUUUUGACGUCCAGCAAAGAAGCUGAUCAGCUAGGAAAAGAUGGCAUUAUUCCGGCAAAAUUGAUCGACCAAGCGAUGGUGGACUGUUGGAAGGGAUUUUUGAGAAACGAGGAGGAGCCGAAUGAAGUAAACGAAAUCAGCGAGGAAGCCUUCUACCUCUGCGCGUUGCGUGAGGGCAUGGUGGUCGAUGAGGACCCGAAGCUCUGGCGUCUCAUCAGCCACAACAGCGGGCUGGAUCUGUUGCUGCAAUAUACGCAAAGAUACAUCACAAUCCGACGGAACGUCCUCUCCCAGCCCACCACGCGAACCGUGUCGAUCAACGGGACGAAGAAGGUGUAUUAUAGAAUUGUCGUCACCGACGCUAAAGGCACGCAGCUCCACGAUACCGGAAGGGAGAGCAUCGAGUUGAGGAUGGAUCAUGUUGUGGUGAUUGCCCGCUUCGCGACCGUUUUCGAGUUGCCGCUCUCGGUGCACAUCUUCCAUCUAUCAUCUCCUCCGUGUCCGCCGUCUUUUCUAUACGUCAACCAGUACCUCAACCAACUCCACGCCAAAGAAGUUCAGCUACAGACGGACGAUGACGAGGAAGAAUCCCCAACCCCAACCGCCUCGUCCCCGGAUUCGAAUUCUAAUUCUUCUGUCGAAUUG